GCUAUGGUAGGUAACCUGUUUUCACAGCCCAGAGCCCACAGGUUAUGUUUUCUUGUUUUGUUAAAUUGAUUUCAAGUAAUCUUGUAAUAUACUGUGCAAUGUUCAUUAUAUAUAAAUAUUUUUAAAAUGGAAUGUGAUUUAAAUGAAGAUAUCGAUAUAAAUGAUGUUUUUGAUGAUAUUGCAUUAUCAGAAGAAAAAAUUGUUCAAAACAGUUUCCAAGAAGGUUUGAGUAAAGGCGUUUUGGAAGGUGAAAUCGAAGGUUUCCAUUUGGGAUAUCAUAGAGGAUCAGAAAUAGGAAGUGAAAUAGGUUUCUAUAGUGGUUUUGUAGAUAUAUUGAUUUCCAUUUCCACUUUGAAAGAAGAUUUCCCUCAGAAGGGAAUAGUUAUUCUAACCAAGUUGAAAAACCUACUUCUUGAAUUUCCUAGAAGUAAUGUAGAAGACUGUGACAUGGUUCAACUACUAGAAAACAUUAGAUCACUUUAUAAGAAGUUGUGUGUCAUGCUGAAAAUUGACUGUAGACUACCGAUGAAAGACGAACUGUCAUUCUGAUUUACUAACGGUUAUGGCUAUUCAUGAUAGAAUGAACUUCAAGAAAUCCUUGCCUCAAGUCAGGCAUAGAUUGAUUGAGAUGACAGAUUAUAUAAAACCAUUCUUACCUAUUCUGGAAUGUCAUAUGGUUAACUUUUAUACAAACAAUCUCUGGAGCAAAAAUGUGCCCGAGAAAAUAAAAGUAGAGGUAGAGAAAUGCAAUUUGAUAGUGAAUGAAUUUUUUGAAGAAUCACCAUCAAUCAAAAAUAGCAAGGAAUUGCAAACAUUUAUAGAAUCUGCUAAAAAAUAUUUUCCUUCAACUUUGGAUGUAUGUCUCCAUGAAAAAGAGUUUUACAAUCUUUUCAAAGAUUGGAAUUGCUCUCGAGCUAACACACUUCUUGAUAACUCCUUCAUGUCGUUCAAGAAGUCGCAUGAAGUUGAAGUAAUGAGUAACGUAAUCAAGUAUUUAUCAGAAGGCUUUGGUUGCUCACAUAUUCUUGAUCUUGGAGGAGGUAAAGGCUACUUGGGCUCAGUUCUAGCUCUGGAACAUAAAUUAAAAGUUCUUAGUAUUGAUUCGUCGAGUUCAAAUACUCAUGCAGCUGGAAAGAGAGCUCAAAAGAUGGAGAAAUAUUGGCAAGGGAUAAGAAAACGGAUUGAAACUGGUAUCACCAGAAAAGGAAAGCAUUGGAAGGCAAACCCUUCACAAAAUGAAGUUACCGACUCUCCCAACUCUUCAUUGCUCUCUACAGAUAAGGCUAAUAAAGAGGAAAAACGUAUAAAUUUUAUUGAUCUGUACAAAAAUGUAACUAUGUUUGUGAAUCCUGAUACUGAUGUUGUAGGCGUUUUGAGGGAAAAGUUUAAAGAAGAAAAUGAUGACCUAUCAAUUGCAUUGGUUGGUUUGCAUACAUGUGGAAACCUAGGGCCAAGCUCAAUUGAACUAUUCCUGAAAAUGAAAAGUGUUAAACUACUUCUAAAUGUUGGAUGCUGCUAUCAUUUGCUGACUGACAAAUUUGAGGGAGAGCAGGAAACCCAAGUAGCAACGAAUCUUUGCUCUUAUAGCGCUGGUUUUCCAAUGAGUCAAUUGCUUCUUUCAAGGGGAUUUCGCUUGACUUACAAUACUAGAGUUGUGGCAGCACAGUCUGUUGAUAGGAUCAUGCAGGAUAAAGUGAUUCCAUCUGCAAACCUUUUUUAUCGAGCUCUAGUGGAAGUAUUAUUGGUAGAGAAAUUCAAGAUAGAGGAGAUUUUCAAGAUAGGCUCUAUCAAGUGUGACUCUUUUCCUGAAUAUGCAAGAAAAGCGUUGAAGAAGUUCGAAUUACAAGAUAAAGUCACGGAUCAUGAGCUGGAUGAACUAUUCAAUAAAUAUGAACAACAUUGGAGCAAACUACAAAUUUACUUUAUGAUGAGAGUGACACUUGCUCCUAUUGUCGAGGCAAUUUGUCUUCUCGAUAGGCUACAAUACCUACAUGAGCAAGGAAUUGAGGAGGCUUAUCUAGUACAGCUGUUUGACCCAGUGAAAUCUCCUCGCUGUUACGGAAUACUUGCUGUCAGGGAUUAAACAAGAUCAUGUUAAGUGAGACAAAUUUUUAACAUACUCAUUUUGAAUAUUAUUCUCAAUUUUUUGAAAAAUAUACUUGAUGUUUUCGCAAAUUAAAACGUUUCAAGUACU
Molecule: messenger RNA, 2194 nt
Organism: Nilaparvata lugens (brown planthopper)
Lineage: Eukaryota; Metazoa; Arthropoda; Insecta; Hemiptera; Delphacidae
Product: methyltransferase-like protein 25
Exons: 5
Coding region: 563-2083 (506 amino acids)
Source: RefSeq, a predicted model, not a curated record